Oncorhynchus tshawytscha (Chinook salmon) is the source of this 7418-nucleotide messenger RNA. RefSeq names its product mucin-2-like. NCBI's taxonomy places the organism in Eukaryota, Metazoa, Chordata, Actinopteri, Salmoniformes, Salmonidae. The coding region runs from base 382 to 6957 and encodes 2191 amino acids. The record is from RefSeq and is a predicted model, not a curated record. The transcript has 62 exons.
UCAACCACAGCAGCUGCGUCUACGACAACCACUGCAGCUCCUACUAUAACAACUGCUGUUCUUACGACCACGCCGACUGCAGCAUCUUCUAAAACAACAUCAACUGCAGCUCCUAAGACUGCAGAACCUACCACGACAACCAGUGCAGCACCUUCUACAACAACUACAACAGCUCUUUCUACAACAACUGUAAAUCCUUUGACAACAAUAGUUGGUCCUACGACCACUAUUAUAUCAAUUAAUUCUGCAGGUCCUACAACCACCACCACAACUGGUAGUUCUCAUCCUACAACAAGGACUACAACUGCAUCACCUACAAGUACAAACACAAUUGUACUUCCUACAUCGACAACAAGAACUUCAACUUAUAUCUCAACUUCUAUGACAUCAACAACUAGAUUCGGCACAGUGGGAGUUUUUGUUAAACUGAUAUUCAACGUCAAAACACCAGUCCCCACUGAGGAUGAUGUCCUUGAUGCCGUCAAGAAGCAAUUGUCUCCUCAAUUCACGACCACUCAAACCACCUUCCAGAAUGCAACUUAUAUCAAACUUACAGAUACUUCAUUUGCCAUCGACCUUGGUUUCAAAAUAACCAAUGUAACCCAGGAGUCUCUAAGUAAUAGACUCACACUCACCAAUGAGACCCAAACCCAGAUACAGGAUUCAAUUAACAGACUACUCCAAAAGGUUCUCAGUGAACCAGACGGCAAACAGUUUCAAUUUCCCAACGCCAACCUCUUUGAUGAUGGCACUGAGAUCACGGCAAACGUGACAUAUGUAUACAAAGAGGAAGAUGUCAACCACCCUAGUGGUUUUCUACAGGAAGUCUUAAAAGUCUCAGGUCUCCUGACCACCACUGUUGCCCCAACAACAACUACCAACACCACACCACUUCCUACCCUUUUGACUUCAGUGACAUCAACAACUAGAUUCGGCACAGUGGGAGUUUUUGUUAAACUGAUAUUCAAGGUCAAAACACCAGUCCCCACUGAGGAUGAUGUCCUUGAUGCCGUCAAGAAGCAAUUGUCUCCUCAAUUCACGACCACUCAAACCACCUUCCAGAAUGCAACUUAUAUCAAACUUACAGAUACUUCAUUUGCCAUCGACCUUGGUUUCAAAAUAACCAAUGUAACCCAGGAGUCUCUAAGUAAUAGACUCACACUCACCAAUGAGACCGAAAACCAGAUACAGGAUUCAAUUAACAGACUACUCCAAAAGGUUCUCAGUGAACCAGAUGGCAAACAGUUUAAAUUUCCCAACGCCAACCUCUUUGAUGAUGGCACUGAAAUCACGGCAAACGUGACGUAUGUAUACAAAGAGGAAGAUGUCAACCACCCUAGUGGUUUUCUACAGGAAGUCUUAAAAGUCUCAGGUCUCCUGACCACCACUGUUGCCCCAACAACAACUACCAACACCACACCACUUCCUACCCUUUUGACUUCAGUGACAUCAACAACUAGAUUCGGCACAGUGGGAGUUUUUGUUAAACUGAUAUUCAAGGUCAAAACACCAGUCCCCACUGAGGAUGAUGUCCUUGGUGCCGUCAAGAAACAAUUGUCUCCUCAAUUCACGACCACUCAAACCACCUUCCAGAAUGCAACUUAUAUCAAACUUACAGAUACUUCAUUUGCCAUCGACCUUGGUUUCAAAAUAACCAACGUAACCCAGGAGUCUCUAAGUAAUAGACUCACACUCACCAAUGAGACCCAAACCCAGAUACAGGAUUCAAUUAACAGACUACUCCAAAAGGUUCUCAGUGAACCAGAUGGCAAACAGUUUCAAUUUCCCAACGCCAACCUCUUUGAUGAUGGCACUGAGAUCACGGCAAACGUGACGUAUGUAUACAAAGAGGAAGAUGUCAACCACCCUAGUGGUUUUCUACAGGAAGUCUUAAAAGUCUCAGGUCUCCUGACCACCACUGUUGCCCCAACAACAACUACCAACACCACACCACUUCCUACCCUUUUGACUUCAGUGACAUCAACAACUAGAUUCGGCACAGUGGGAGUUUUUGUUAAACUGAUAUUCAAGGUCAAAACACCAGUCCCCACUGAGGAUGAUGUCCUUGAUGCCGUCAAGAAACAAUUGUCUCCUCAAUUCACGACCACUCAAACCACCUUCCAGAAUGCAACUUAUAUCAAACUUACAGAUACUUCAUUUGCCAUCGACCUUGGUUUCAAAAUAACCAAUGUAACCCGGGAGUCUCUAAGUAAUAGACUCACACUCACCAAUGAGACCCAAACCCAGAUACAGGAUUCAAUUAACAGACUACUCCAAAAGGUUCUCAGUGAACCAGAUGGCAAACAGUUUAAAUUUCCCAACGCCAACCUCUUUGAUGAUGGCACUGAAAUCACGGCAAACGUGACAUAUGUAUACAGAGAGGAAGAUGUCAACCACCCUAGUGGUUUUCUACAGGAAGUCUUAAAAGUCUCAGGUCUCCUGACCACCACUGUUGCCCCAACAACAACUACCAACACCACACCACUUCCUACCCUUUUGACUUCAGUGACAUCAACAACUAGAUUCGGCACAGUGGGAGUUUUUGUUAAACUGAUAUUCAAGGUCAAAACACCAGUCCCCACUGAGGAUGAUGUCCUUGGUGCCGUCAAGAAACAAUUGUCUCCUCAAUUCACGACCACUCAAACCACCUUCCAGAAUGCAACUUAUAUCAAACUUACAGAUACUUCAUUUGCCAUCGACCUUGGUUUCAAAAUAACCAAUGUAACCCAGGAGUCUCUAAGUAAUAGACUCACACUCACCAAUGAGACCCAAACCCAGAUACAGGAUUCAAUUAACAGACUACUCCAAAAGGUUCUCAGUGAACCAGAUGGCAAACAGUUUAAAUUUCCCAACGCCAACCUCUUUGAUGAUGGCACUGAGAUCACGGCAAACGUGACAUAUGUAUACAGAGAGGAAGAUGUCAACCACCCUAGUGGUUUUCUACAGGAAGUCUUAAAAGUCUCAGGUCUCCUGACCACCACUGUUGCCCCAACAACAACUACCAACACCACACCACUUCCUACCCUUUUGACUUCAGUGACAUCAACAACUAGAUUCGGCACAGUGGGAGUUUUUGUUAAACUGAUAUUCAAGGUCAAAACACCAGUCCCCACUGAGGAUGAUGUCCUUGGUGCCGUCAAGAAACAAUUGUCUCCUCAAUUCACGACCACUCAAACCACCUUCCAGAAUGCAACUUAUAUCAAACUUACAGAUACUUCAUUUGCCAUCGACCUUGGUUUCAAAAUAACCAAUGUAACCCAGGAGUCUCUAAGUAAUAGACUCACACUCACCAAUGAGACCCAAACCCAGAUACAGGAUUCAAUUAACAGACUACUCCAAAAGGUUCUCAGUGAACCAGAUGGCAAACAGUUUAAAUUUCCCAACGCCAACCUCUUUGAUGAUGGCACUGAGAUCACGGCAAACGUGACAUAUGUAUACAAAGAGGAAGAUGUCAACCACCCUAGUGGUUUUCUACAGGAAGUCUUAAAAGUCUCAGGUCUCCUGACCACCACUGUUGCCCCAACAACAACUACCAACACCACACCACUUCCUACCCUUUUGACUUCAGUGACAUCAACAACUAGAUUCGGCACAGUGGGAGUUUUUGUUAAACUGAUAUUCAACGUCAAAACACCAGUCCCCACUGAGGAUGAUGUCCUUGAUGCCGUCAAGAAGCAAUUGUCUCCUCAAUUCACGACCACUCAAACCACCUUCCAGAAUGCAACUUAUAUCAAACUUACAGAUACUUCAUUUGCCAUCGACCUUGGUUUCAAAAUAACCAAUGUAACCCAGGAGUCUCUAAGUAAUAGACUCACACUCACCAAUGAGACCCAAACCCAGAUACAGGAUUCAAUUAACAGACUACUCCAAAAGGUUCUCAGUGAACCAGAUGGCAAACAGUUUAAAUUUCCCAACGCCAACCUCUUUGAUGAUGGCACUGAGAUCACGGCAAACGUGACGUAUGUAUACAAAGAGGAAGAUGUCAACCACCCUAGUGGUUUUCUACAGGAAGUCUUAAAAGUCUCAGGUCUCCUGACCACCACUGUUGCCCCAACAACAACUACCAACACCACACCACUUCCUACCCUUUUGACUUCAGUGACAUCAACAACUAGAUUCGGCACAGUGGGAGUUUUUGUUAAACUGAUAUUCAACGUCAAAACACCAGUCCCCACUGAGGAUGAUGUCCUUGAUGCCGUCAAGAAGCAAUUGUCUCCUCAAUUCACGACCACUCAAACCACCUUCCAGAAUGCAACUUAUAUCAAACUUACAGAUACUUCAUUUGCCAUCGACCUUGGUUUCAAAAUAACCAAUGUAACCCAGGAGUCUCUAAGUAAUAGACUCACACUCACCAAUGAGACCCAAACCCAGAUACAGGAUUCAAUUAACAGACUACUCCAAAAGGUUCUCAGUGAACCAGACGGCAAACAGUUUCAAUUUCCCAACGCCAACCUCUUUGAUGAUGGCACUGAGAUCACGGCAAACGUGACAUAUGUAUACAAAGAGGAAGAUGUCAACCACCCUAGUGGUUUUCUACAGGAAGUCUUAAAAGUCUCAGGUCUCCUGACCACCACUGUUGCCCCAACAACAACUACCAACACCACACCACUUCCUACCCUUUUGACUUCAGUGACAUCAACAACUAGAUUCGGCACAGUGGGAGUUUUUGUUAAACUGAUAUUCAACGUCAAAACACCAGUCCCCACUGAGGAUGAUGUCCUUGAUGCCGUCAAGAAGCAAUUGUCUCCUCAAUUCACGACCACUCAAACCACCUUCCAGAAUGCAACUUAUAUCAAACUUACAGAUACUUCAUUUGCCAUCGACCUUGGUUUCAAAAUAACCAAUGUAACCCGGGAGUCUCUAAGUAAUAGACUCACACUCACCAAUGAGACCGAAAACCAGAUACAGGAUUCAAUUAACAGACUACUCCAAAAGGUUCUCAGUGAACCAGAUGGCAAACAGUUUAAAUUUCCCAACGCCAACCUCUUUGCGUAUGGCACUGAAAUCAGGGCAAACGUGACAUAUGUAUACAAAGAGGAAGAUGUCAACCACCCUAGUGGUUUUCUACAAGAAGUCUUAAAAGUCUCAGGUCUCUUGACCACCACUGUUGCCCCAACAACAACUACCAACACCACACCACGUCCUACCCUUUUGACUUCAGUGACAUCAACAACUAGAUUCGGCACAGUGGGAGUUUUUGUUAAACUGAUAUUCAAGGUCAAAACACCAGUCCCCACUGAGGAUGAUGUCCUUGGUGCCGUCAAGAAACAAUUGUCUCCUCAAUUCACGACCACUCAAACCACCUUCCAGAAUGCAACUUAUAUCAAACUUACAGAUACUUCAUUUGCCAUCGACCUUGGUUUCAAAAUAACCAAUGUAACCCAGGAGUCUCUAAGUAAUAGACUCACACUCACCAAUGAGACCCAAACCCAGAUACAGGAUUCAAUUAACAGACUACUCCAAAAGGUUCUCAGUGAACCAGAUGGCAAACAGUUUAAAUUUCCCAACGCCAACCUCUUUGAUGAUGGCACUGAGAUCACGGCAAACGUGACGUAUGUAUACAAAGAGGAAGAUGUCAACCACCCUAGUGGUUUUCUACAGGAAGUCUUAAAAGUCUCAGGUCUCCUGACCACCACUGUUGCCCCAACAACAAGUACCAACACCACACCACUUCCUAUCCUUUUGACUUCAGUGACAUCAACAACUAGAUUCGGCACAGCCGUGGUUUUUGUUGAACUGAUAUUCAACCUCAAAAAACCAGUCCCCACUGAGGCUGAUGUCCUUGAUGCCGUCAAUAAGCAACUGUCUCUUCAAUCCAAGACCACUCAAACCACCUUCCAGAAUGCAACUUAUAUCAAACUUUCAGAUACUUCAUUUGCCAUCAACCUUGGUUUCAAAAUAACCAAUGUAACCCUGGAGUCUCUAAGUAAUAGACUCAAAUUCACCAAUGAGACCUACGUCCAGAUACAGCUUUCAAUUAAUACACUUCUCCGUCAACUUCUCAGUGAACCAAACGGCAACCAGUUUCAAUUUCCCAACGCCACCUUCUUUGAUGAUGGCACUGAAAUCAGGGCAAACGUGACAUAUGUAUACAAAGAGGAAGAUGUCAACCACCCUAGUGGUUUUCUACAGGAAGUCUUAAAAGUCUCAGGUCUCCUGACCACCACUGUUGCCCCAACAACAACUACCAACACCACACCACUUCCUACCCUGUUGACUUCAGUGACAUCGACAACUAGAUUUGGCACAGUGGUGGUUUUUGUUAAACUGAUAUUCAAGCUCAAAACACCAGUCCCCACUGAGGAUGAUGUCCUUGGUGCCGUCAAGAAGCAAUUGUCUCGUCAAUUCAGGACCACUCAAACCAACUACCAGAAUGCAACUUAUAUCAAACUUACAGAUACUUCAUUUGCCAUCAACCUUGGUUUCAAAAUAACCAAUGUAACCCUGGAGUCUCUAAGUCAUGGACUCACAUUCACCAACGAGACCUACAUCAAGAUACAGGAUUCAAUUAACAGUCUACUUCAUAAGGUUCUCAGUGAAUCAGACGGCAAACAGUUUCAAUUUCCCAACGCCAAAUUCGUUGCUGAUGGCACUGAAAUCACGGCAAACGUGACGUAUGUAUACAAAGAGGAUGAUGUCAACCACCCUAGUGGUUUUCUACAGGAAGUCUUAAAAGUCUCAGGUCUCUUGACCACCACUGUUGCCCCAACAACAACUACCAACACCACACCACUUCCUACCCUUUUGCUGACCACUCCUUUCAAUACCACAAGUGUUGGAGGUUUUCCUGGCUGGGCUUUGGCCAUUAUCAUUCCUUGUGGCAUCGCUAUCAUUCUGGUACCCCUGUGGAUCCUGCUAUGUUGUAUGCUAUGUGGCUGCUGUGCAGCUGUAAGGAGACGCUGGCACAGACGCAGAUCUUACAAUGUACAGUACACCACCAGAAACGGACUCUUCUGAGGUGACAACACUAACAUCAGUAGGCAACUGUCAUCACAAGAACAGUCAAUUAUCUAUCUAUAUCUGCUAAUCAGGAGGUUUCAUUGGGUACUUGUAUCUAUUUUUUUAACACAAAAAGAAAAUUCAUAAUGGGCUUAAUAAUCCACAGGUGUUUUGUGCAUUGUACAAUUUUUUAUGUUAUACAUCUGGUUGUUAAUCAAAGUUACAGCUGAGCUGAACAGCAUGUAUGUUUAUGUAUUUGUUAGCUAUGUAAUUUAUGUGGUUUCAAGCUGUGCUGUCCACUGACUAAAACGGUUUCAGUUAUUUAUUGAAUGUAUAAUAAGGUAGAUAAAAAUAUUAAUUUGAGUUUUGUUAUUUCCUCUCUUGAUUAACUAUUGACUAACUUAUUUUCAACUGCAAUACAGUACUUGUUUCUUCAACACACAGUUUGACAAAUGUAAUAAAGACUUUGCAAAUCAGUA